UCCAUUGCAUGUGUUGCACCUAACUGAGGUGGAAUUUGGAUGGAGCCUUUUAGCGCAUACGCAGCAGAAAAAUACCGCAGGCCCUGGGUUGGACUCGAUGCCAGCCCGGAGUAAUAGGAUAUGGAGCAACCCUGCUGCAAGGCGUUGCUCCAAUGACGUAUAACCAAACUUAAAACUAAUCGAUCCAAACAGGGUUAGAUCGCCGAAAGGGCAGGCCUUGACCGGAUAAAAUCCGGGUCAACUCCGGUGCGUAGAACCGGCUGCUGUGAGAGUUGGUAAUUUCAGUUGGGAUAAUGACGUCGGGCACUGGCAUCGAUGACAUGUGUUCGAAAGUGAACAGCUACCUCCCCGAACUUUCUCGCUUCUUCUCUGCGAGGAGCCUGGCACUCGCACCCACUAAAUCCACGGCGACCCUUUUUACCAACUGGACGAAGGAGUACAGACUAAGUCUUAACAUUCAUGUCGAUGGCUUACAAAUUCCGACAGUAAAUAACCCCAAAAUUUUGGGAGUUACAUUUGACAGUCUGCACUCCUUCACUCCACACACGACUGCGAUAGUCACUAAAGUACAGAGCCGCAACAAAAUCCUCAAGUCGCUAGCCGGUAGCACUUGGGGGAAAGACAAAGAAACGUUGCUGGCCACUUACAAGGCUAUCGGCCGGCCGGUCGUAAAUUACGCAGCACCGGUAUGGUCGCCUGGAUGCAGUGACACGCAGCAGAAGAAGCUACAGGCGUGCCAGAACACUGCACUCCGCACAGCAACAGGAUGUCUCUUGAUGUCACCAAUGACACACUUAAAUAGUGAGGCCAUUAUGCUGCCUAUUAAGGAGCAUAAUGAACUGCUUACCAAGCAGUUUCUACUCGGGUGUUUUCGUAGAAAUCACCCUUGUAGUCACUUGCUGGAAGCAGAACCGCCCCCCAGGUGCAUCAAGAGAUCGCUCCUUCAAUACGUCGACGAACUAAACCCCUAUACCGACCAAACUGCGGACGCAAACAGUUUUAGACACGCCCUAAACGCCAUUCACAGUGGAGCUAUUAACACCUUCAUUGACUCCCUUCCGGUGAAUGGCGUCCUUAAAACCAAACCACCACCUAUAGCAGACGAAGAGCUCGAGUUGCCACGUGAAACCAGAGUGACCCUUGCGCAGCUUCGUUCUGGAUAUUGUAGCAGGUUAAACUCCUACUUAUCCAGACUGAACCCCGACAUUCAAAAUACAUGUCCCGCAUGCAACGAGUCCCCGCAUGACUCUAACCACCUCUUUGUAUGCCCAAUGAACCCUACUCAUCUAACACCCCUCUCCCUUUGGUCCAACCCUGUCGAAACAGCACGUUUCCUGGGCCUCCCGUUAGAUGAUUUAGACGACAACUAGACUUAGGCUUCUCUUUUCAGGCAGGGUUAGAUAACCGUUACAACAACAACAACAACGAAUACCACAGACGAUGGAACGAAGAGCUGUACACUUUAAACGACGACAUUGACAUAGUUCAGCGAAUAAAAAGACAGUGGCUACGCUCCAUUGAAAAUAUCAAGUGGAAAGUGGAGUGGCAGCACUUGGAAUUUCCCAAUGGCGUCAAAUUGCAUAACGGAGAGAUGAAUGGU
Zeugodacus cucurbitae (melon fly) is the source of this 1600-nucleotide messenger RNA. RefSeq lists its product as uncharacterized. The transcript has a single exon. Bases 294 to 1370 code for a protein of 358 amino acids. Lineage: Eukaryota; Metazoa; Arthropoda; Insecta; Diptera; Tephritidae. The record is from RefSeq and is a predicted model, not a curated record.